AUGGACCUCAGCGGUGCAGUUAGGAUUUUGUUAUCCGAUUGUAGUCUGGCCGAUAACAGUGAGGAGACGGUAGAAAGUCUACGACAGAAACAUCCUGCCCCGGGCCGCACGCUUAAUUUUCCCUCAGAACCGGAUGCCUCGAGUGAGUUCUUGGCUGUAGAGGUGUCAGAUAUCACGGAGGCCAUUGCGUCUUUUAACAAUGGUUCCGCAGCGGGUUUGGAUGGAAUACGCCCAGAACACCUGAAGGAGUUGACUUCUGUUGGGGCCGGUGAUAGUGGCGUUAAUCUUCUGGGGUCAAUUUGCAGCUUGGCUAAUUUUAUGUUGAAGGGUAUGGUCAACAGGGAAGUUUGUCCCUAUCUAUACGGUGCAUCUUUAUUCGCCCUGAAGAAAAAAGACGGGGGCAUCCGACCUAUUGCCGUUGGUAAUGUUAUCCGGCGUCUAGUGGCUAAACUGGGAUGUCGGGCGGUCAGGCAGGGGAUGUCGUCCUAUUUGCAGCCUCGGCAGUUGGGUUUCGGUGUUCCUUUGGGAUGUGAAGCUGCAAUCCAUGCCACUAGAUCUUUUGCAUUAUCCAGAGGCAAUUCGGAUGAUGUAAUUGUUAAGGUGGAUAUCCGCAACGCGUUCAAUACCGUUGAGCGGGACACGGUCUUGUCUAAGGUUCUAGAAAAAAUACCUUCUCUUUAUCCGUUUCUUCAUCAAUGCUAUUCGAGACCGAGUAAUUUAUUCUUUGGUGAUAGCUUGAUGGAGUCUCGGGUAGGAGUGCAGCAAGGAGAUCCUUUGGGACCACUUCUUUUUAGCUUGGCAAUUCAGGACGUGAUUGUCGCGCUUCGCUCUCCUCUUAACGUGUGGUAUUUGGACGACGGCACCAUCGGGGGUAGACCUGAAGUUGUGUCUGAGGACUUACGCUCACUAGCAGAGGGCUUCAGGAGAAUGGGUCUGGAAGUAAAUGCCCAAAAGUGUGAGUUAUACUCGUGCUCUGGUCAGGCAUCUCAGGAGAUUUUGUCACAGGUGGAAUCGGUAGUACCAGGCCUCAAGAUUUUGGACAGAAGUAAUUUCUUGCUUCUGGGUGCGCCAAUUUUUGCCGAAGGCAUUCCUGAGGUGCUUGCUUCUAAAAUGAGAGCUUUGCGAGCGACUAAAUGUCACUUAAGCCAACUUUCAGCCCACGUUGCGUUGACGAUACUACGUAGUUGUCUGUCCAUGCCCAGAAUGACGUACACCUUGCGGACGGCACCUGUGUGGUUAUACAGACAAGAAACCGCUGGGUAUGAUGCCAUUUUGAAAGAUUUGUCGGAGACUGUUCUGAACAUUGAAAUGACAUCUUCUCAGUGGUCCCAGGCAUCGUUACCUAUUAGACACGGUGGGUUGGGGAUCCGUCGUUUGCAGGACACCGAGCUGCCGGCAUUUCUGUCCUCAUCGUUUGGGGUGCUAGACCUCGUCACUCGCAUUUUAACUAUUCAUGGUGACGGGUUUAGUAUUCCCUUCGCAGAGGAGGCAUUGGAGUUGUGGCAGGCUCGUUGUCCUGGGAGCGAUCUCCCCGAGACACCGCAGUCUCAGCGGAGUUGGGAUGAGGUAUUAUGCAACAACGCAAUUGAUUCUUUAUUGAGCAGCCAAUCAGGUGUAGAACUUGCGCGUUUGCGAGCCGUUACCCAGCCUGAGUCAGGCAUAUGGCUUCAUGCCUUGCCUUCGCUGCAGUUGGGGACCCUCAUGGAUGACGACUCUCUGCGCGUGGCGGUUGCGUUGCGUCUGGGUUGCAACGUUUGUCAUCCUCAUCGUUGUGUUUGCGGCGCGCAGGUGGAUGCUAGAGGUCGGCAUGGGUUACAUUGCGUUCGUAGUGCGGGUAGACUUUCUCGACAUUGCUCUAUUAACGACAUUGUUAAGAGAGCACUCAUAGCCGCGAACAUCCCGAGUGUUUUGGAGCCACAGGGUCUUAGUAGGACAGAUGGUAAGCGCCCUGAUGGUCUCACAAUGAUUCCCUGGGAGAGGGGCCGCUGUCUGCUGUGGGACGCGACGUGCGUCUGCACGUUCGCCCCGUCUCACGUGGCUUCCACUUCACUGACUCCUGGCGCAGCUGCAGAAGAGGCUGCGAGAUUGAAGUGCCAAAAGUACGGUCCGCUUUUGAGCAGUUAUAUUUUUGCCCCACUUGCUCUGGAGACCACGGGUGUGUGGGGAGUACAGGGCAAGGCCUUUGUAAAGGAAAUAGGACGCCGCUUAAGGAACCGUGGUCUUGACUUCCGCUCUGGGGCAUAUCUCAUGCAGAGGAUCUCCUUGGCGGUUCAGCGUGGAAACGCUGCAAGCGUCUUGGGGACUUUUGGGUCGGAUAUGGCCCGAGUCGGAUUGGUAGUGUAG
Plutella xylostella (diamondback moth) is the source of this 2343-nucleotide messenger RNA. The record is from RefSeq and is a predicted model, not a curated record. NCBI's taxonomy places the organism in Eukaryota, Metazoa, Arthropoda, Insecta, Lepidoptera, Plutellidae.